GUAUUAAGAUUAAAUAAAGAAUAAAAUAUAUUUACGUGCUGAGAAUGAAGGUCGACACAUUUAGUCGACAAGAGAUCGAAACGAUUGCCCAUCGGGCUUUCGACGGUCAGUCAGUGCAAGUGAUAAACUACCACGUCGAGAUAUACAGCGAGGACAAGGUCGGAUUUUUGGGUAUACAUCAAAAUCUCGAAAUCACGGUCAAGCGUCACGGCAGCAACCAAUCUGAAAUUCUUCGACUUUUCGUCAAGAGUUUGCCAACGUUGACGGAAGAACAAUUACAAUUUAUACGCGAACGCGAUUUGUUUAAUCAAGAAGCGUCUUAUUUCAACGACGUUCUCCCGGUUUUGAAGAAAGCUUGCCCUUCCACGGACGACUGGUCCCCCAAGUGUUUUUUCGCCAGUGACAAGUUAGUCGUGCUCGAGGACAUGCGACUCCGCAAUUACGCCAUGUCCGAUACGAAAAUGCUGAGCAAGGAGCAAUUGAAGGCGGCUUUCAGAGCGCAAGCUCGUCUCCACGCGGCUUCGCUCGUCGCCGAGAAGCAAUUAGCUAAGCCGCUUAACCAAGCCUAUCCGAAAAGCUGCGUGGAACCGAUUUUCAAUGACAUCAUGAUCGCAGAAAAACGACUGCAGCUGUUCACCGAUCUCGCUGAAAGAGUAGCCGAGAGGUUGGGUCGCGACAGUCGACGCAUCAGCGCGGGAUUCCGCAAAGGUUUCGAUCAAAUGUACGACCAGAACCAGCUGUCGACGAGGUUGCCGAAAGUUCUCGAGCACGGCGACGCCUGGUCCAACAACUAUCUGUUUCAUGCCUGUGAUCCGACUAAAUGCAUCCUCGUGGAUUUCCAACUGACUCGCUACGGACCGCCGACCUACGAUUUACUACUGCUUGCUUACCUCAGCACCAAUCGCCAAUUUCGCGAGAGUGUGAUAGGCGAAGCGAUCGAAGCUUAUCACGCGCAGUUUUGCAAGGUGCUAGAACAAAACGACCCUGAAAUCGAGAAACCAAGUUUGGAUGACGUACUGGAAGAAUACGAACAACUUAGGACAACGGCCUUAUUGUGCGCUAUUAUAUACUACCCAGUCAUCUGGGUGAGCCAGUCGACUAUUGAUAAGUACGAUGAAGAGGAACGAUACAAAAGGCUGGUGUUCCGCCAAGAUAAUUCAUUUGUGAUGCAAAUCUACGAGGAGGAUAAACUGUUCGCGGCGAGGAUCAACGAUGUAGUUGAAGAGGCUGUUGAGUAUUUCGAGCAGCGAGGUGUGCCGAUCCAGUCGAAAAAUGGUUUGCACUAGA
Messenger RNA from Phymastichus coffea, 1287 nucleotides. RefSeq lists its product as uncharacterized. The transcript has a single exon. Lineage: Eukaryota; Metazoa; Arthropoda; Insecta; Hymenoptera; Eulophidae. The record is from RefSeq and is a predicted model, not a curated record. Bases 45 to 1286 code for a protein of 413 amino acids.